UGAGGUUUUUUUCAAGUGGGAGGGAAGUUUAGCUGGCUGCACGUUGCGUUUGACGCGUUGACUUCACCGAGCUCCACAGGAAAGUUUAUCAAGUUGAAAGCUUGACAAAGAACACAGGGUUGAAGAAACUGCUCCUCUCUGGCUUCUUAACUAUUAUGGCUGGUAGCACCAUCAAGACUGUGCACGAUAUUUUCCAAAGCAUGGAGUACGGACCAGCAGCAGCGUCCAGCACUGCCACUGCACAGGCCUGGCUGGAUCAUCAUUCUCGUUCUCUGGGUCUGUUUAUCGAUGGCAAGUUCAUCCAUCCAGUAGGCAGACAGAGCUGCUCCCUGACUGAUUCUAAAGGUGGAAAUGUGUGCAGCGUAGUGUGCGCUGUGGAGGAUGAUGUCUCCCAGUGUGCGUCCUCUGCUGUCAGCGGCUACAAAGCCUGGAGUGGACUCACCUGCCACCAGAGGGCCAAAGUGCUGCUCAAGUUAGUGAGCGUUCUCGGCCAGCACGGUCAGUGUGUGUCGGAGCUGUGUGAGGCAUGUGGGGCCUCCUGCUCUCCCUCCACCCUUGUCAGACUGCUGCAGUACUACAGCAGCUGGGCUCAGCUCAGAGACACCCUCAUCAGUAACUGGACUACACUUGGUGUGGUGGCAGUAGUUGUUUCUGAUGACUGCUCCCUAUAUUCCCUUAUGCUCAAAGUCAUACCAGCACUGGCCAUGGGGAACUCUGUCGUCGUUGUCCCUGGUCAGAGCACUGCACCUGCACUGCUGCUGCUCGCACAGCUUUUUAUGGGAGCAGGGCUUCCAGCCGGGGCUCUUAAUGUUUUAACAGGAAGUGACGUGUCACUUGGUGCUAAAGUGGCCCAGAGCCCCAGCAUCAGUUACAUCACCUACAGUGGCAACAAGCAGAGUGGGGUGACUCUCUGUAAGGCCACAGCUGGGAUGAGCGUUCCUGUUUCUUUUUCCCCCUUCAUUGGUGCUACAUGUCCCUUUAUCAUCUUUGAAUCAGCUGACAUUGACAGUGCAGUGGAUGGAGUGAUAGAAACUGCCUUCAAGAAGAAAAGAGAGGUCCACUGGGUGUUGUGCGUUCAGGAGAGUGUACUGGACACUGUUGUGGCCCGUCUCAAGCUGCGCAUGGCAGGGAUGAAGUGUGUGGGCCUGCACAGUGAUGAAGAUAGGGUCCUGGUGGAUGCUGCAGUACUGGUAGCUCAGCAGCAGGGGGCCACGUUGGUUCAGUCCUGCGCUGCACCCCCAACAGGUUCUCAGUACCCCCCAACAGUGCUCUGUGGGUCGGUCCCUUCCUCUCCAUUUGUGAUCAGUCCCUCUCCUGGCCCACUGCUGCCCAUCAUGACCUUCAGAAGCAACACAGAAGCAGUGACCCUGGGAAACCACAGUCCUCAUGGGAAGGCAGCCUCUGUCUGGACUGAAGACCUCACCCUGGCUCUAGAGACAGCUAAGAGUCUGUCAGUCGGCUCAGUUUGGGUGAAUUCUCACUCUGUGUCCGAUCCCUGUCUGUCUGUUUCUGGUCACAAAGACAGCGGGACCUGCACUGACGGAGGACAGGAAGGUCUUUACCAGUUUCUCCGCCCCUCCUCUUCUCCCUCUACUCCUCUCCCUCGCUCAUUCCCUGUCUCUUUGGACUACUCAAAGUUUGGAACCACAGCAUCUCCCACUGUCAUUCCUGAUGACUCGGACCCUGCCAGUGCUCCAAAGCCUUACUUACAGUUUGUGGGGGGUAAGGCAUGUAAAUCAGUGUCUGGCUGCAGUGUGGCUAUACAGUCACCAGGGGGAGGCAGUGUGUUAGCCUACUGUCCAGAUGGGGGCCGAAAAGAUGUCCGUAAUGCUGUGGAGGCUGCUAUCAAAGUCCAGCCAGGCUGGAUGAAAAAGAGCCCUUCUGCACGCGCUCAGUCUCUCUACUCUCUAGCUAAGGGCCUGGAAGCAAAGAGGAAGGACAUAUCUACGUCAAUCAAUGUCCAAACCGGUCUGUCAAUGGAAGAGGCUGAGAAAGAGGUGGAGCUUAGCAUCAUCAGACUUAGUGAUUGGGCAGCCUACUGUGACAAAGUCCAGGGAGGAACUGUGCCUAUGCCACAGUCUGGCUCUGCUCUCUCAUAUGCUGAAGCCUUAGGAGUCUUGGGGGUCAUCCUCCCUGACAAGAAUCCCCUCCUGUCAAUGGUAACACUUCUUGGGGCAGCUGUCGCCACUGGCAAUGCAGUCAUCUUGGUCCCAAGUGAGAAGUACCCACUACCUGCUUUGGCAUUUAUUCAGGUACUCCAGGCUUCAGACCUGCCAGCAGGUUUGGUUAAUGUUAUCUCUGGAAGUAAAGACCAACUGACAGCAGCACUGGCUCAUCACAGCGUCAUCAAGGCCAUCUGGUACUGGGGCAAAGCUGAGGGCUGUCAGUUCCUCCAGUACACCUGCACCAGCCCCCUGAAGACAUUGCGCCUUUUCUGCCAAAAUGACGCUGGAGAAGACGGAGGGAAAGACUGGUGUCAUUCUUUGGUCCUGGAAGAGAUGUGGAGAAAUGCCGUCCAAUGGAAAAGUGUUUGGAUUCCUACAGCAUGAAAGACAGAGGGAGAGAGUAUGCAAAGUGAAAUAUAUAUAAUAAAAUGUAACCUUUGGGGCUUGGAUUUAAAUGGAAGGAUUGUUUAAAAAAUUAGAUGUUAGUUAAAUUACCGUUAAAGUAAGAACACCACCACCCUCCUUAAUAACUGCUGCAACACAUGCCAACUUACUUUACUUGCAUUAGCAGUUUACAACUUUGUGACUUUGCUCUUCAAAGGUGCUAUAUAAAUACAUUUUACAUACUAACUUACUUUCAUACAGCGGGGAAACUGAACAGUGUGGACCUUCUAGUUGUGAAUUUAGAUUUUUUUAAAGCACAGUUACUACUAUAAAUGAUUUGGUUAACCAGACAUGCUAACUAUUGGUUUUGUUUUUUAGGUGGUAAUUAUUUCUUGAGGCAGUUGUUUCAACAUCUUAUGGCCAAUAAUUUUUAUACACAAGAAAUCAAACAUUAGUGAAACCUAAGGUCUCAGGUAAUGCGAAAGGGCUAGCAGAAACAAAACAAACCUGAAAAUCAAAAUCAAAGACGAAUUGUAAAUGUAAAACCCUCAGCUUUCAAAUGUGUUGGUGUGCUCCAAUAUUGAUACAAAUAUUUUAAAAACAUGCAACCUUAAAAUUAAGAUAAAAUAGUGACUAAUUUAAAUGUAUUUAAAUUUGAAGUUUCCACAAAAAGAUUCAAAUGCUCCCAGAAAUCAUGAAGUCCUGCCCAAAAAAAAGGUGAAUGUCUUAUUUGGUUAUAACAUGAUUUUUUAGAAAGGUCUGCUUGUGAGCAGACCGACUUAAUACAGAGGUUAUGGCAAAAGAAGCUACAGUGACUCAAUCUGGGUUUCAAACACAUUUACAAAAAGCACUUAAACAGGCACUGAAUUAGAAAGGGUUUAUAUUAAACUCCUUUUAUGAGGGUCAUAUGUCUACAGUAUUGCUGAAGCAUUAACCUGUGACUAUUGCUUUAAUUGUGAACAUCUACAAUGGGGUGAUUUAAAUGACAUAUUCCUCCAUUCCAAUAAAGACAGCCAGUGUCGGUCAUUCCUCUCAGUAAAAAGUCCACCUGACAUUUGCUCUGCUGUUUGUGCAAUCAUAAACACAUGACCUGAUAACCUUCUACCUCUUCUUCUUCAAUCAUGUUGUUUUUCAUACACGCCACACCUCUGGUUUAUUUCUACUUUUCUGACUUUUCAGGCAGAUUUGAAGAUAGCAGAACCCUGGUUGAGAGAAUAUUUAAAGGGACUCGAGAUUUUGAAGUACAUUAGAUUAUAAUAGAGACUUGUUUAUUUCAUUACAGUGUCUCAGUUGAAGUAGUAAUUUGACUUCAAAUAUAUCUCUUUUUUUCAGUCUACCACUUAAAACCUCACACGUCUUAAAGGUUCUGUUGAUGACUGAGCAAAAGUCUCUCGAUCAUGGUUUGACUCAAUCUAAACAUUCUGUACUGUUUAUCAUUAAUACUGUAUAAUCAUUCUGUUUUAAGCCAUGAAAGUGCCCGUGCAGCAAACAUUCCCUGUAAAAUGUUGUGUGUUUCCAUGUCCAAAUUCACAUUGUAGAAAAAUAUGUUUCAUGCAGAUCUGUUCAUGUGCUUGUAAGCCCUGUUUCACUGAAUGCAAUCCAUAAAAGAAGAUCAUAUUUAAUGGA
Molecule: messenger RNA, 4175 nt
Organism: Labrus bergylta (ballan wrasse)
Lineage: Eukaryota; Metazoa; Chordata; Actinopteri; Labriformes; Labridae
Gene: aldh16a1
Product: aldehyde dehydrogenase 16 family, member A1
Molecular function (GO): oxidoreductase activity, acting on the aldehyde or oxo group of donors, NAD or NADP as acceptor
Source: RefSeq, a predicted model, not a curated record